AUGACCUGGAAAGAAUGGCAUUUCCUCACGCCGCACUGGGUUGACAGAUGGGUUGACAGAAAUGAUCCGGUGCAUGUUGGGCUGCGGGACUAUGGUGAAUAUGACGAGGUACCCGUUAGAGUUAUUCCGAGUAUAGACUUCGCUGUGUUUGCUAGGGAUGAUAUUGGUGUGGACCAUGAUAUUUGGAAGAACGAAAAGGAUGGCCGUCUUAUGAUGUUCGAAGUUUAUGAAUUGCUGGAAGCAGCUGAAGCUUCUCACCGAAGCUUGGCUCAAAGUUAG
Messenger RNA from Penicillium cosmopolitanum, 279 nucleotides. RefSeq lists its product as uncharacterized. The coding region runs from base 1 to 279 and encodes 92 amino acids. Lineage: Eukaryota; Fungi; Ascomycota; Eurotiomycetes; Eurotiales; Aspergillaceae. The transcript has a single exon. The record is from RefSeq and is a predicted model, not a curated record.